Cucurbitaria berberidis CBS 394.84 is the source of this 812-nucleotide messenger RNA. RefSeq lists its product as uncharacterized. The record is from RefSeq and is a predicted model, not a curated record. The coding region runs from base 62 to 745 and encodes 227 amino acids. The transcript has 2 exons. Gene Ontology annotation, cellular component: nucleus. NCBI's taxonomy places the organism in Eukaryota, Fungi, Ascomycota, Dothideomycetes, Pleosporales, Cucurbitariaceae.
GUUGUCCUAUUUCCUCCGACAAGUAGUCUUUCCACGCUAGACUGUAUGAAUCCUUGUCGAGAUGAGUAGUGGAUUCGUGAGCGGCGGGUUGGCCGACGACGAAACAGAGAGAGAUUCUGAAUGGAAAAGGGCUGCGAAAGAGCUGGAGGCUGAGCGGCAAGCAAAAGCAGACUUGGCCAAGCAACACGACGGGAAGAGCCUCUUCGAGAUCCUGCAAGCCAACAAGGACAAGAAGCAGGCCGAGUUCGAGGAGAGGGCUCGCUUCAAGCUCCACAACGCUCUUGACGACGAUGAAGCAGAUUAUCUCGACUCGGUGCUAGAAAAGAAGCGACAAGAGGAGGCUAACGUGAGGAAAGAGACGUUGGAGCAAUUAGACUUGUUUCGUAGGCAGCAAGAAGAGGCAGAGAGGAAGGCUUUGGAAGAGGAGAGUAUCGAGGCGCCAAGUGAAGAUGGAGCACAGUGGGCGGCGGUCAAGCGGAAGAGGAAGAAGGGACCCGAUGCUGGCUUGCUGAAAGGCAUCAAGCUAAGGAAGUCGAGUUCAGCAGCUGAAGAGAGGGCAGUAAUCGAAAAGGCGAGGGAUGGGGAUGGGUCGACGCAAGCCGCUCCAACGGCCAAGGCUGCCAAAGACAGUUCUACGCCACUACCAGCUACGACGACCAAAUCUUCAUCUACUUCAUCUGUAGCAAAGCCCUCGGGUAUUCUCUCACUAGGAUUAGACUAUGCGUCCUCAGACGAUGACACUUGAACAAAUAAGUAAUUCGCUUUAUUUUGGAGAGGUACUGGUACGUUAAUAACUACUAAAUAGCGCUGUC